UGACGGAUAUAUAAGGAGAAAGGCAGGCCUGAUGGUCACAUCGACAACAGUGUGGAAGAUACUAGAACACAGAACUCUUCAAAGAAAAAAUGAAGGCAAUAUUUGUGGUUGCACUUACCGCUCUUUUGGUGGCGUUCGUUUCCGCUACUCCACCACCUGAAUGUCCCGAUGAAAGCGAAGAAGAUGUUGCUCUGUUUCCGAAUCCAGACGACUGCACAAGCUAUUAUACCUGCAUUAGAGACCAACCGUUGUUGAUGCAAUGCCACCAAGGACUUGAAUAUAACCCGGUAUUAAGAAUAUGCGACUGGCCAAAGAAAAAUGUAACUUGUAAACGUCGGCCUGUACGACCACCACAUCCACCACAUCAAUCACAAGCCUCCACAUCCAAAUCAACAAAACAUGUUGAUAUCGGCCGCAUGCCAGCAUAAAUAACAGUAUAGAUCCAGAGUGACACCGACCGGAAUAAUAUGCAACCAUAAUUUGUUCGAACAGAAUAGCAUGUUGAAUAUGAAUAUAUUAAUACACAGAAAUGUAAACAAUAUAAUGUAGAUUGAUAAUGAGGCAAUUAUAGACAAUAAAAAAGCAUAAAAAUUAACAAAUA
Messenger RNA from Bombus huntii, 601 nucleotides. RefSeq names its product peritrophin-1-like. Gene Ontology annotation, molecular function: chitin binding. NCBI's taxonomy places the organism in Eukaryota, Metazoa, Arthropoda, Insecta, Hymenoptera, Apidae. The transcript has 2 exons. The record is from RefSeq and is a predicted model, not a curated record. The coding region runs from base 90 to 428 and encodes 112 amino acids. Gene Ontology annotation, cellular component: extracellular region.